AUGGCGGCGGCGGCCUACCCUCUAUGGGUAAUGUUGGAGCACUCCUGCGCGCGGGAGGUCCAGGGCUGCUCCUCCUCCAUUGCCGACACGAACACACUGGUGAGCUGCCGCACCACCAGCGCCCAUCCCAUCAACGUCUCGCUCUGCCUGGCGGCGCCCCCGGAGGGGUCGCGCGUAUGCGUCCAGCUUCCUGCCGGCGUCGAGGUGGACUACGACGUGGUCCUCGCGGCACACGGCGACUCCGUGGUCGUCCAGCGCGCGGGCGACGCUACCGCCGAACCCCCGCGGCCGCCGUCGCUGUCGCUGCUCCCGCCUCACUGCAUCACCUAUGAAGAAGACAAGCAUCGUUGUCCCCAGUGGCACUACCUGAGGCGUAGUCCCGAUCCCGAGUGUAACUGCCUGGAUAGUGAUAGCACCGGCCUCCUGCGCCAUGGCGACGGCGAUUUCUUGGUGGCGGAGCUCAAGAUGGACUAUGUGAUGGAGGGGGAGGAUCCGGGCAAAAGGCACAAGGAGGCCGCGCUCCACCUGCUCCGUUCCGGCUCUGGCGAGUGCACGAUAAAGUUUGUUAACGUCUUUCCCCGCUGCUGCUGCGGUGGCGCGGGCAAAUCCUACUGCCGUGCUUCUCACCAUGCCUACGCCGUCCACACGUGGACGCUGAGGAUGGACGACGGCAUGGCCUGGGCAAUGGAUGGCACUCUCGACGCCGCACAGCUCUGGGCCCUUGAUGGUUACAAGGGCCUCCCACGUGUCGAGCUGGACUACCCCGUCGUGAGCAUGGACGAACCCGAUGCCAUCUGCUUCGUGGUGUGCGAGGAUCAUCAUGAAAAACAUGGUGACGAGACGACGUGGCGGAUCAUGGUCGAUAUGAAGAGCAAGACGCUUGGAUCGGUCUUUCGCUACCCUGACCCCAAGGAACGGAGGUGCAAUAGUUGGGAACAUCUCGUUCCCAGCAGGGUCUCCAAAUACUUCAACUCUAAACCAAGCAGCGGCCAGCCACCAGGUCCAGCUGCACAAGCAGAAGCUAUGCAAAACUUGAUGAGCUCAAGGAUUAACAAUAAGCUGCAAGCAAUGGACACCAUGCAGGCAGCUUCACUGGAGGCGGCGACCUUGGCCGCGCUUCAAGAGAUACCUGGCUUGGAUCGUGAUGAUAUGCUGAAGGCCUAUCGCAUUCUUACCCACGACGAUAGUGGCCGCCGGUUCAGAUCCCUUACGGGGCUGCCAAUGGAUUUGAGGAAGGAUUGUGUGCUGAUGGAGAUCAAGGCCAGUGAAGCUUGUGUUCUGUGCUCUGCAUGCUCCGUGGACUUGCAACUAAACGAAUGA
Molecule: messenger RNA, 1320 nt
Organism: Miscanthus lutarioriparius
Lineage: Eukaryota; Viridiplantae; Streptophyta; Magnoliopsida; Poales; Poaceae
Source: the annotation of a GenBank genome assembly